AUGGCCAGUGCCCCGGUGCCCGACCUGCUGGGUGAAGGAGGGGACACGGGGGUCGCGAGGCCCAAGUGGGACAACAAGCUGCAGUACCUGCUGAGCUGUGUGGGCUUUGCCGUGGGUCUGGGCAACAUCUGGAGGUUCCCGUACCUGUGCCAGGCGCACGGGGGAGGUGCCUUCCUCAUACCCUACUUCAUUGCGCUGGUCUUCGAGGGGAUCCCCCUGUUCCACAUCGAGCUCGCCAUCGGCCAGCGGCUGCGCAGGGGCAGCAUCAGCGUGUGGAAGACCAUUUCGCCCUACCUGGGGGGGGUCGGCCUGGGCUGCUUCUGCGUAUCCUUCCUGGUCAGCCUGUACUACAACACAGUGCUCACCUGGGUGCUCUGGUACCUGCUCAACUCCUUCCAGCACCCGCUGCCCUGGAGUACUUGCCCGCCCAACGCCAACCGCACAGGGCUGGUGGAAGAAUGUCGUAGCAGCAGCACCGUGAGCUACUUCUGGUACCGGCAGACACUGAACAUCACGGCUGACAUCGGUGACAGUGGCUCUGUGCAGUGGCACCUGAUGCUCUCCCUGGUGGCCAGCUGGACUGUGCUUUACUUGUGUGUCAUCAGAGGCAUCGAGUCCACGGGGAAGGCGAUCUACUUCACAGCCCUGUUCCCAUACCUGGUCCUGACCAUCUUCCUGGUGCGGGGGCUCACGCUGCCUGGGGCAACUGACGGCCUGGUCUACCUGUUCACCCCCAACAUGCAGACUCUGAGGAACCCUCGUGUGUGGCUGGACGCGGCCACCCAGAUCUUCUUCUCUCUGUCCCUGGCCUUCGGUGGCCACAUUGCCUUCGCCAGCUAUAACCCACCCAGGAACGACUGUGAGAAGGAUGCGGUGACCAUUGCACUGAUUAACAGCAUGACGUCCCUCUACGCAUCUGUCGCCGUCUUCUCUGUCCUGGGCUUCAAGGCAGCCAAUGACUACGGGCGCUGCCUGGACGGGAACAUCCUGGUCCUCCUCAACGCUUUCGAGCUGCCUGACCAGAGCGUGUCCCGUGAGGCCUACCCCGCCCUGCUCACACACCUCAAUGCCACACACCCCGAGCACCUGGCCAGGCUCCCCCUGGAGGUGUGCCACCUGCAGGAUUUCCUGGACAAGAGUGCGUCGGGCACAGGCCUGGCCUUCAUCGUGUUCACGGAGGCCAUCCUGCACAUGCCGGGGUCACCCGCCUGGGCCGUGCUCUUCUUUGGGAUGCUCCUGUCCCUGGGCCUGUCGUCCAUGUUCGGGAACAUGGAAGGCGUCAUCACGCCACUUCUGGACAUGGGGGUGCUGCCCACAGGGAUCCCCAAGGAACUCCUGACUGGGCUCGUCUGCCUGGUCUGCUUCCUCACGGCCACCUGCUUCACGCUGCAGUCGGGCAGCUACUGGCUGGAGAUCUUCGACAGCUACGCGGCCUCCCUCAACCUCCUCACCCUGGCGCUGCUGGAGGUGGUGGGCGUGGCCUUCGUGUACGGGCUGGAGCGGUUCUGCGCCGACGUGGCUUGGAUGACCGGGCGGCAACCCGGCCUCUACUGGCGGCUGAGCUGGAAGGUGGUCAGCCCCCUGCUGCUGCUGGGCGUGCUCGUGGCCUACGUGGCCCUCCUGGCGCAGACACCGCCCACCUACUGGGCCUGGAACCCCGACUACGAAGAGUUCCCUGGGCGACAGGAGAAGUCCUACCCCGGCUGGGUGCAGGCCAUCUGCGUGCUCCUGUCCUCCCUGCCCGUGCUGUGUGUCCCGGCCGUGGCACUGACCCAGCUGCUCACUCGCCGCAGAUGGAAGCACCAGGACGGCGGAGCCAGCUGA
Sorex araneus (European shrew) is the source of this 1824-nucleotide messenger RNA. RefSeq names its product solute carrier family 6 member 18 (gene SLC6A18). Bases 1 to 1824 code for a protein of 607 amino acids. NCBI's taxonomy places the organism in Eukaryota, Metazoa, Chordata, Mammalia, Eulipotyphla, Soricidae. The transcript has 12 exons. Gene Ontology annotation, biological process: sodium ion transmembrane transport. Gene Ontology annotation, cellular component: plasma membrane. The record is from RefSeq and is a predicted model, not a curated record.